Molecule: messenger RNA, 6398 nt
Organism: Labeo rohita (rohu)
Lineage: Eukaryota; Metazoa; Chordata; Actinopteri; Cypriniformes; Cyprinidae
Gene: fmnl2a
Product: formin-like 2a
Exons: 28
Coding region: 281-3547 (1088 amino acids)
Biological process (GO): cell migration; cortical actin cytoskeleton organization; regulation of cell shape
Cellular component (GO): cytosol
Molecular function (GO): small GTPase binding; actin filament binding
Source: RefSeq, a predicted model, not a curated record
UGUAGUUGUCCGCUGAAGUGCGUUUCAGAGUCUGAAUCAUGAAGAACAGAAGAGCUCAAUGGGAGUGGUGCGGACAUUGUGCAAUAUGCGAAUAGGACACGUUAUUUGCGCUCUUGUUGCUUGUGUGAAGUUAUAAUGCAGCUGCACACGGAUCCUGCUGCUGCUGACCUCCAUGAAGUGUUCAAGCUCAGAUAAAGUCGGACAGAUAGUGAUAACGGAUACCGGAGACAUACAGGACAAACCCGCAGAUUAAGAGUGUGACUGUGAUACUGAAGGAGAGAUGGGGAACGCAGGGAGCAUGAACCAACACACUGACCCCAGAGGACACCACAUGCCCCUCAAACUGCCCAUGCCCGAGCCGGCCGAGCUGGAGGAGAGAUUUGCGCUCGUUCUGAACUCAAUGAACUUGCCUCCAGACAAAGCGAGAUUACUACGGCAGUAUGACAACGAGAAGAAAUGGGAACUCAUUUGUGACCAGGAACGAUUCCAGGUGAAGAAUCCUCCUCACACGUACAUCCACAAGUUGCAGAGUUAUCUUGACCCGGCCGUGACCAGGAAGAAGUUCAGGAGGAGAGUGCAGGAGUCGACGCAGGUCCUGCGGGAGCUGGAAAUCUCAUUACGGACCAAUCACAUCGGGUGGGUGCGGGAGUUUCUGAAUGAGGAGAAUAAGGGUUUGGAUGUGUUGGUGGAGUAUCUUUCGUUUGCACAGUAUGCUGUCACGUAUGAUGGUGACAGUUUUGAGAACAGCACAGAAAACUCGGUGGAUAAAUCUAAACCCUGGAAUCGAUCGAUUGAAGAUCUGCAUGGAGGAAACAACCUCUCAUCAUCUGUCACAGGCAACAACAUCUCCAGAGCCAGCAGACAUUCAACAAUAAGGUCUAACACGUUACCGAGUCGGAGGACAUUGAAGAAUUCCAGAUUAGUAUGUAAGAAAGACGACGUUCAUGUGUGCAUUAUGUGCCUACGAGCCAUCAUGAACUACCAGUAUGGCUUCAACAUGGUCAUGUCUCACCCUCAUGCUGUGAAUGAAAUUGCACUAAGUCUGAACAAUAAGAAUCCCAGGACUAAAGCUCUGGUGCUGGAGCUGCUGGCCGCCGUGUGUCUGGUUCGAGGGGGUCAUGAGAUCAUUCUCUCCGCCUUUGAUCAUUUUAAAGAGGUGUGUUCAGAAGAUCAGCGAUUUGAGAAACUCAUGGAGCAUUUCAAGAAUGAAGAUAAUAACAUCGACUUCAUGGUUGCCUGCAUGCAAUUCAUAAAUAUUGUGGUUCAUUCUGUGGAAGACAUGAAUUUCAGAGUGCACUUACAGUAUGACUUCACAAAGCUGGGUCUGGACGAAUAUCUGGACAAACUGAAGCACACCGAAAGUGAUAAACUGCAUGUGCAGAUUCAAGCGUACCUGGAUAACGUGUUUGAUGUCGGGGCUCUGUUAGAGGAUGCAGAGACUAAGAACGCAGCGCUGGAGAGAGUGGAGGAACUGGAGGAGAACAUGUCUCAUCUGACGGAGAAGUUGCAGGACACAGAGAAUGAGGCGAUGGCAAAAAUUGUUGAGCUGGAGAAACAACUGAUGCAUAAAAAUAAAGAGCUGGAAUCUAUUCGGGAGGUGUAUAAAGACGCCAGUACUCAGGUGCACACCCUGCGGCGGAUGGUGAAGGAGAAGGAUGAGGCCAUUCAGAAGCAAAGCAACCUGGAGAAGAAGAUCCACGAGCUGGAGAAACAGGGAACCAUCAAGAUCCAGAAGAAAGCGGACGGGGACAUUGCCAUCCUGACGUCCCCUCCACAGGGGAACGGGCAUCUACCAGGGACACAGGGCGUGGUUGGGGUGUCUGGUGAGGGCAUGGUCAGUCACACAGGUGUGGCUAAUGGGGGGGCACAUGGCAUGACCAUUUCUGAUCCUCCUCAACCCCCUCUCCCUCCUCCUAUGCCAGCGACACUACCAAACGGUCCAUCUGCUGCUCCGGCACCAGCUCCUCCUCCUCCUCCUCCUCCUCCCCCUCCUCCCCCUCCUCUUCCAGGCCCCGCUGUCGAUAUAUCUGCCCCUAUGCCCCCUCCACCGCCCCCCAUGGCUCCUCCACUUCCAGGCUGUGGAUCUCCUACCGUCAUCAUGAACUCAGGACUGGCAGAGGGACCCAUCAAACUGUACUCUGUGAAGAUCAAGAAACCUAUCAAGACUAAGUUCCGUAUGCCAGUGUUUAACUGGGUGGCGCUGAAACCCAAUCAGAUCAACGGCACCGUGUUCAACGAGAUUGAUGACGAAAGAAUAUUGGAGGAUCUGAAUGUGGAUGAGUUUGAAGAGAUGUUUAAGACGAAAGCACAGGGUCCUGCCAUAGACAUCACCUCCAGCAAACAGAAGACCUCUCAGAAAUUACCAAAUAAAAUCUCACUGCUGGACUCCAACAGAGCUAAAAACCUGGCCAUCACACUCAGAAAAGUGGGCAAGACAUCAGAGGAGAUCUGCAGAGCCAUUCAAAUGUUUGACCUGCGGACGUUGCCGGUGGAUUUCGUGGAGUGUUUGAUGAGGUUCAUUCCAACAGAAGCGGAGCUGAAAGUUCUCCGGCAGUAUGAGAAGGAACGCAAACCACUGGAGAACCUAACAGAUGAGGAUCGCUUCAUGAUCCAGUUCAGCAAGAUCGAGCGUCUCAUGCAGAAGAUGACCAUCAUGGCAUUUGUUGGCAAUUUCACAGAGAGCAUUCAGAUGCUCACACCGCAACUUCAUGCUGUUAUUGCAGCAUCCGUCUCCAUCAAGUCCUCACAAAAACUCAAGAAGAUUCUGGAAAUCAUCUUGGCUCUGGGAAACUACAUGAACAGCAGUAAAAGAGGAGCAGUGUAUGGCUUCAAACUGCAGAGCUUAGACCUGUUAUUAGACACUAAAUCAACAGACCGCAAGAUCACCCUUCUGCACUAUAUCGCAAAUGUAGUAAAGGAAAAAUACCAGCAGGUGUCGCUCUUCUAUAAUGAGCUGAACUAUGUGGAGAAAGCUGCAGCAGUCUCUCUGGAGAAUGUCUUAUUAGACGUCAAGGAGCUUCAGAGGGGGAUGGAUCUGACCAGGAGAGAGUAUAGCAUGCACGGCCACAACACACUACUCAAAGAUUUCAUACAGCAAAAUGAGAAUAAACUCAAAAAACUUCAGGAUGAUGCCAAGAUCGCUCAGGAUGCCUUUGAUGAAGUGGUGAAAUUCUUUGGAGAAAAUUCCAAAACAACACCUCCGUCUGUGUUUUUCCCAGUGUUUGUGCGCUUUGUGAAAGCAUACAGGCAAGCAGAGGAGGAUAAUGAACAGAGGAAAAGACAGGAGCAAAUGAUGAUGGAGAAGCUGAUUGAGCAAGAAGCUAUGAUGGAGCAAGAGGAUCAGAAGUCUCCAUCUCAUAAGAAUAAGCGGCAGCAGCAGGAGUUGAUUGCGGAGUUGAGGAAAAAGCAGGUGAAGGACAGCAGACAUGUAUAUGAGGGUAAAGACGGAGCCAUUGAGGACAUCAUCACAGUGCUGAAGACUGCCCCCUUUACUGCGCGCACGGCCAAACGCAGCUCGCGUUACUUCAACGAGGAGCUCCACUUCUAAAGCUUAGACUCUCUCUCUUUUAAAGAUCUGAGAAACCAGCCUUACAGGCGUGCUGACGCCGUCAGGAGGAGCGUUCGAAGACGUUUUGAUGAUCAGAAUUUGCGACCAAUCAACAAUGCAGAGAUGGUCAUGUGACGAGGGCAGAGUGGAUGUGAUUGGAUGGGCUGGAGGAGUGGAGGAGGAGCUAACUGCUCCUAAACAGGAUAAUGAAGGACUGAUAAAGAUGACAGCAGGUCUGAAAGCCAAGUGCCUACGUUUAACAUCUGUCCCAUCAGGUGUUGAAUCAUACAUGUGUUGUAGUCAAUGUCUUUUGUCUGUGAAUUUUUAUAUGACAAACGGUGUCUUGAUCUGUCUUUUAUCUAUGGCGCUUAAACUGUAGGCGAGAUCAGUGUUUUUCUCGAGAAAGUGUCAGAAUGUAAAACUCUUCCAACACUUUAUGUAUCAUGAAUCUGUACAAAGGCCUCUUAACAUUCCAGUGCUUUCACCACAGAUCAAAAGCUGAUGGUGAGUGGUGAGUUCCCCAAAUCUACUGGUUGGUCUUAAGAAAGCCAUGUAUUCCUGUGUUAAAAACUAGACAGACAGAGCCCAGUGGACUGGAAUACAGGCUGAGAAGCAUUAUGAAAACUUUUUUAAAAGUUGUAUAAUGCAGUGUUGAUGGCUUGAGAUGCUGCAGGGCGUCACAGGGGCCAAAGAUGAAAAUAAUAAGAACAUUCCUCACUUAAGGUGAUUUGAUGUUUGAUAAUAACGAUAUUUAAAUGCAUUGUUGUCAAUACCCACAUUUGUUGUCUCGGCUACUCAAGAGCAUGUGCACUCAACAGGAAGACUGUCCCAGGUCUGAAAAAUGCCAAAGCCUUGUGUCCUUAAUGCACAUUAAAUCCACAGCUAAGCUAUCUUUAAAUAGACAUUACAUAUAAUUUGGUAUUAAAACAAUGUCACACAUUUUAUCGCAGAGAUAAGAAUGUAUAUUUUGUAAAACAUUAUAACCACAAUUAUAUUGUCAUCUGUUACAUAGUAACAGAAGUUUAUUAUUGCAGUACUGAACAUCAGAAUGUGUAAAUAAAGCUCUGUAAAAACCUAACUUACAUUUUUUUAUAAAAUUGUUCCGUAAGUGUGUUCCAUUGGGUAAUCAAACAUUCCACACAUGGACACACUUGAGACCUGCGGUCUUCACUCUCACUUGAACACUUAAAAUACAGGAAAUAUUUCAUGUAAGUACACAAAAGUGCUCACAAAGACUGCAAGUGUGGGUAUUGGGACAGGCCCUGUAAAAAUCUUUAUAAACGAACAGACUAGUCAAUCAGCUGUUGGACUACUUGACAUCAUGAUCCAACUCUAAUCAAAAGGUGUCGAUCGCAGUCGUGGUGGGGUUACUGCAGGGGGCCGCGAGCGGAUGUUGUACUAUUGGUCCACAGAAUCAGAUGAAGAAGGAGUUCAGUUAAGUAGGAGAAGGAGUAAGGAAAGGCGUUGUAGAAAGAUUUGAUGUUAAGUACAUGGGACAAAGGCAAAUGUGAAAUAUAAAGCAAAGGCAGGAGAACUCGUGUACCUCAUGUUUUGAAAGACUGUUGACAAGUCUUAAUUAAAAUGCUACACAAGCAAGACUGCAUGUAGGUUUUGGUCCUCAAACUGUAGGUUAAACCAAAGUGGAGAUGUGAAGCCUUUACAAAUUAUGGACAAAGGAGUCGAGCAUUUUCACAAGGUCAUUGACUAAUAAUGUUCCAUUUUCAAUACGGGAGAAGCUCUGUGCUCAGCAAACAUCUUGUUUACAUUAAAGCACUUCAAAUGAAAGUUUAUGGGGCAAGGAAUAAAUGUUAAAAUACAGUUUUUAAACUAGAAACUCAAGACUUAAUACGUUUACUUGACUAUUGUGAUAGAAUCAGUUACUUCUUGUGUUUUAAAACCAGUAUUUUCUAUAGCACUCCUGUCAAGACCAUGUAAUUGGGUUACUUUAUCAGAAUUUACCAGUUACAUUAAAUAUGAGCUUUGCAGUACAUGUAUGCUUUUAAACUCUAGUACACUUGCCCCGCAGAUUUUCAUUGGAAGUGCAUUGAGGUAAAUGUAAUAUUGACUGAAUAUAAUCGACAGAUGCUGUCUAUUUUUGAAAAUAGAAUGUUCCUUUUAUUUUAAACACUUGCCACUACUUACUGCGUUUGUGACGUACGGCUGCUAAGCAUUACCGCAAACCUCUUCCCCUGUGGCACUUGUUCUUCACUACACAAGAUCAGGUUCCUCAUAGAACUCAGUUGCUGUAACUGGGCUUGUUUCAUGCGUUCUAGGUCAGAUGAUGGAAAAUAAGGCCUGAAAUGUGUGUGGUUCUAUACUGACCUGCACAAAUUUACAUUUGUGAUGUGUAAUUCUAUUUAAAAACAAAAAUAUAAAAAUCACACAAAAAGCGUUUGUUAAAUGUACAGAUAUUUUGCUAUAAAAUUGUUGCAUCUUUUUAACUUUUUAAUCUUCUAAUAUUGUACAUAAUGUUUAAAAACAAUAUUGUUUAAAAAUCAUUCUGUACUACAACAUUUAAAUAUUUUAACUUAUAGUUUUCUCUUUUUUUCCUGCAUUUUGUAUAUUUAAUAAAACUGAAUACCUGAACAAGGUCUUUUAGACAUGCAGCAACAUCACACUAGAACGUCUCGUCUACACUAUAACAUGUCAGAAAUCGGAUGCAGUUGUAGCAUUAGAACCAUUACAAAAGUCUGUCUCACCUCUCUACAUUCCACUCAUAAAAACUGGAUUAAACUGGCAUUUUGUUUUGUCGAUGUAUCUUAGGCAUUGUAUGCUUACAGUACUGCAAAAAAAAGAUCUGUUCUCAGAAAGUUAGAUGAUUUCUCAGUGUCCAAUUAAACUAUUUACACAA